Haemonchus placei is the source of this 270-nucleotide messenger RNA. The record is from the annotation of a GenBank genome assembly. NCBI's taxonomy places the organism in Eukaryota, Metazoa, Nematoda, Chromadorea, Rhabditida, Trichostrongylidae.
GACUUGUCUAGUUUUGAAUUUCAGUGUCGACCUCAUGACUUUGGGAACUUCGUUCUCCUUGCCGGCGAUGCCGCCCAUGCAAUGGCACCAUUCUAUGGACAGGGAAUGAAUUGUGGUUUCGAAGACUGCCUCGUGCUGAAGGAGAUAUCCUUUAUUGACAACAUCGUUAAAGAAUAUAGCCAGUUCGCCGAACAUCUUCACAGUGAAGCUGGGAAAACAGAGAGUCUACAAGUUGUCAAUAGACGUCUUUUUCGUAGGCUAUCGAGCUGA